AUGAAAACUGAGAACAGCGACGAUGUUACCGAACGAAGUUUUGAUGAUGACGACGUCACUUUGAAUGUUGAGGAUGAUGAUGCUUCCUCCGCCAAUUCUGAGAGAGAUGAAAGUCUUAAUGCGAAUGAUGCAGAUGACGAGGCUGGGAUCAGUUCCGACGGAAGUGGGUCAAGCAAGAAACAGAGAAGAAACAGAACAACAUUCUCUGCCGAGCAGCUCCGAGAGCUUGAGUCAGUGUUCCAGCACACACACUACCCCGACUGCACCCUCCGGGAACAGAUCGCAGAUAAGGUGGACCUGACGGAGGCAAGGGUGCAGGUUUGGUUUCAAAACAGAAGAGCUAAAUGGAGGAAGCAGGAGAAGAGUAUGGUUCGAAUGAUUGAUGUUUGGAGGCAAAGAUGCGACACCUACCCACAAAUCAUCUCACAUCCGCUACAGUCCCUUCCGCCAUCACUUCCAUCUACCAUACGACCACCAUUGUUUCCAUGGAUACCGAGGUUUCCGGUUUCUUUUCCUCCAUUCUUCCAACUGCCCACAUUUCCCACAGACAAUUCACAGCCCUUGUUCAAAGUUAACUUGAACCUGCAGCCCCCGAAGUCUCCGACAGUUCCAUCACCUUCACGGAAAUAUGAAACCUACGCACGGGACUACCUUGAAAGACUGUCAACUGAAUCAAAGGAACGUUUUACAGCAACAUCGGAGAAAGAAUCGUCAACGCAUUCCAAAACACGCGAUACGUCAUGA
Molecule: messenger RNA, 744 nt
Organism: Haliotis rubra (blacklip abalone)
Lineage: Eukaryota; Metazoa; Mollusca; Gastropoda; Lepetellida; Haliotidae
Product: retinal homeobox protein Rx1-like
Exons: 4
Coding region: 1-744 (247 amino acids)
Biological process (GO): regulation of transcription by RNA polymerase II
Molecular function (GO): RNA polymerase II transcription regulatory region sequence-specific DNA binding; DNA-binding transcription factor activity, RNA polymerase II-specific
Source: RefSeq, a predicted model, not a curated record